Molecule: messenger RNA, 1465 nt
Organism: Andrographis paniculata
Lineage: Eukaryota; Viridiplantae; Streptophyta; Magnoliopsida; Lamiales; Acanthaceae
Product: glutamine synthetase
Exons: 10
Coding region: 164-1234 (356 amino acids)
Cellular component (GO): cytoplasm
Molecular function (GO): glutamine synthetase activity
Source: RefSeq, a predicted model, not a curated record
UCCGCCGCUAUAAAAGGGAGACUCACCUCACCAACCCCGCCCCACCCUGCAACCUAUAAUCAACUAUCCAUCCGCUUUUGUAUCGACAUUUGGGAGAGGAAAAGGGGAAGAGCCAAGGAGACACCACACAACACCGAGAAAAAGAGUUUGCAGUCUUCUGAAAAUGUCUCUGCUAUCAGAUCUCAUCAAUCUCGAUCUCACCGAUUCCACAAACAAGAUCAUUGCUGAAUAUGUUUGGAUCGGCGGAUCAGGAAUGGAUCUCCGGAGCAAAGCCAGGACGAUUGAUGGACAUGUGACUGAUCCAGCAAAGCUUCCCAAGUGGAACUACGAUGGGUCGAGCACAGGCCAAGCUCCCGGCGAAGACAGCGAAGUGAUCCUAUACCCCCAGGCAGUUUUCAGGGAUCCAUUUAGGAGGGGAAAGAACAUCUUGGUGAUGUGUGAUGCUUAUACCCCCGCUGGUGAACCCAUCCCAACCAACAAGAGAUAUGAAGCAGCCAAAAUUUUCAGCCAUCCGGAUGUAGUUGCUGAAGAGCCUUGGUAUGGCAUUGAGCAAGAGUACACUCUCUUACAAAAGAAUGUCAAGUGGCCUCUCGGAUGGCCCACGGGGGGCUAUCCUGGACCUCAGGGGCCAUACUACUGCGGAGUUGGAGCAGACAAAGCUUUUGGACGUGAUAUUGUAGACUCGCAUUACAAGGCUUGCCUUUAUGCUGGGAUCAACAUCAGUGGUAUCAACGGGGAAGUUAUGCCCGGCCAGUGGGAAUUCCAAGUUGGCCCUGCUGUUGGCAUCUCAGCAGGCGACGAGGUGUGGAUGGCUCGUUACAUACUGGAGAGGAUCACUGAAAUUGCGGACGUUGUGUUGUCAUUCGAUCCCAAACCUAUUGAGGGUGACUGGAAUGGUGCUGGUGCUCACACUAACUACAGCACGAAGUCGAUGAGGAACGACGGUGGGUACGAGGUAAUAAAGAAGGCGAUUGAGAAGCUGGGGCGGAGGCACAAGGAGCACAUUGCUGCAUACGGUGAGGGCAACGAGAGGAGGCUGACAGGGAAGCACGAGACUGCGGACAUCAAGUCCUUCAAAUGGGGUGUUGCUAACCGCGGGGCAUCUGUGCGCGUUGGUCGUGACACGGAGAGGGAAGGGAAGGGCUACUUCGAGGACAGGAGGCCGGCUUCCAACAUGGACCCCUAUGUCGUCACUUGUAUGAUUGCCGAGACUACCAUCCUAGGGAAGAACUAGUUAGUGGUGAUGAUGGAAUCCUUCCUUAAUCACUACUUUGUUUCAAGGGCAGGUUAGGAAAGGGAUUUGAAUUUCAAUUUGAAUUUCAAUUUGAAUUUGGAUUUGGAUUUGGAUUGUUUAUUGCUGUCUGCCCUUCUAAGGACGGUUUGUGUUUGUUUAUCUUUGUCUCUCUCUCUCUCUCUCGAACCUUAGCCUAUGCUUGCUUGCUUGCGAAUAAAUACAUUAAUAUUA